Molecule: messenger RNA, 2676 nt
Organism: Anthonomus grandis grandis
Lineage: Eukaryota; Metazoa; Arthropoda; Insecta; Coleoptera; Curculionidae
Product: transmembrane protein 62-like
Exons: 12
Coding region: 182-2215 (677 amino acids)
Molecular function (GO): hydrolase activity
Source: RefSeq, a predicted model, not a curated record
AUAAAAAAACAACCAGAUAACGAAAAAGGUAAACAAACCCGAACGGGGGUCACACAAAGAAAAAUCCUAGUUUAUUAUUCACCUCACAUGUAGUGAUUAAAUCAAAAAAAGCCAGUUUAAACCGCAGCCCGCUAAAAUAUUAAUCAAUUAUGCCCCAUAUAAAAGCCGAACCAUUUAAAUAAUGAAGAUUACUAAAGCGGCGAUCGGCGUGUGUGUCUCCAUGAUUUUUUUUGGUAUUUAUUUAGCUAAUAUCUUCAGUAUUAUUAGCACUCAUCAAGUGCAUCCCGAUGAACAUCUUAGGGAGCGCUUUUUCAAAAUUGGAGACAGAUUUGAUAACCUCAUUUGGUUCUUACAGAUCUCAGAUAUUCACAUAAGCAUAUUUAGAGAUCCCUCAAGGAUUGUUGAGUUUAAAGAGUUUUGUCACUAUACAAUUGAUCGAAUCCUGCCAUCCGUUGUACUCGCAACAGGAGACCUAACAGAUGCUAAAACUAAGGAUGCUAUUGGUUCACAACAGUAUGAGUCUGAAUGGAGACAUUAUCGGGAUAUAUUACGGGAGUUUGAUAUUGACAAUAAAACUGUGUGGCUUGAUAUUAGGGGGAACCAUGACAAUUUCAAUGUAAUAAGUGUCAACUCAAAACACAAUUUUUUUACAAACUACUCUAUCCAAGGCAAAGAGCAUCCUAGGUCUUAUAUGAUGCAAGUUCGUAAAGGAAAUUCAAAAUAUACAUUUUUGGGGGUAGAUGCUUGCUUGGAACCUGGCCCCAGGCGACCUUUUAAUUUUGUUGGCAUGUUGGAUGAGCCUGAAGUUAUUGAAAUUAAGAAACUUUUAAAGGAGACUGAAUCAAGUGGUAGUAACUAUACAAUAUGGUUCGGUCACUUUCCCACAUCAUGUAUUUUAUCCAGUGGGUCAGAGAAUAUCAGAAAUUUAAUAAAAAAAGACCCCAACAGUUUAGCUUAUCUUUGCGGUCAUUUGCACACUCUAGGCGGAGUAGUUCCCCGAAUGUACACCAUGCAAAAAGGAGGAUUUUUAGAGCUCGAGCUCGGCGAUUGGAAGGAUAACAGAAUGUAUCGUUUAAUGGCGAUAGAUCAUGGCAUGUUUUCAUUUGUGGAUGUGGCACAUAGAGACUGGCCUGUAGUGCUAAUAACAAACCCCAAAAAUGCUUUAUUUUUUAACCCUUUAAAGGAAAACGUUGAUAAUAUUAGGCAAUCAACUCAUAUUAGGGUUUUGGCAUUUAGUAUGUCAAGAAUAAAAACAGUAAGAAUCAGGAUAAAUGACGAGCCCUGGACUGAUUUGAAGCACAUUAGGGGGCCCCUGUAUGUGACUUCUUGGGACGCCAUGAAGUAUAAAAAGGGACUUCAUCAAAUUGAGGUAUAUGCCAAAGACAUCGAUGGUAGAGAAAAGACUGAACAAACCCUAUUCUCCCUCGAUGGUACAAAACUCUCGUUCGGAGUACUUCCCCGGUUGGCUCUUAUGUCUAACCUCAGUCAAAUUUUCUGGUCUUUUUACAUUAUUACUCUAGUUGUAUAUUUGCUUCCCUUGGUACUGAUGAAAUAUUUGCACAAGGCGGUAUCUAGUGGCCUAAUUUCUCAACCUCGACUAAGAGGUUCAGUAUUAAAGACAUGGAUUAGAAAAGUAUGGAUUUUGACUACUGUGGACCGAAUUUUCUGGCCCAUCAUGCUUUACCCUGUUUAUUUAGUUUUUGGGCCAUGGUCCAUAGGUUAUAUAGUAGAGGACUACAUUGGAGUGAUAUUUUCAUGGGGAAUUUUCGUUGACGGUGCUUUCUUACCCGGAUCAUUUACGUAUGCCUAUGGGUUUGUACAGAUGAUAACGUUCCAGUUUCCAUUGACUUUUAUCUUAAUUAGUGCAGUUAAUAGAAGGUACGUUCAACUGACCCUAAACACUGGUAAAAAACUGACCCUACGCCAGGCAAUUUGCACGCAUUUGCCCUUUUGUGUAGUGUUCACCGUACAACUGAUAAUGGCGUAUUUGUUCUGGUUGGCUUAUGGCACGAUGGCCUUUAUUUUGGGUCCAUUACGUACUUGGUCUCUAGUUUUGGCCGCAUUCAUGUAUUAUGCUGCUUUAAGGUUACCCGAGAAAUGUUUUAGACGAGCCAAAGAAAUCUGCUUUACCAAAUCAGAGACUACCAUAGAUCAAGAUGCCAUCAACUUAGCGUUAGAACAGUCAGCAGAAAAAGUGGGUGGUAAGACCAACUGAAUCGUGAUAUUUAAAUUUUAUUUAUUAUUCAAUUUAUAUUUCUACCUUGUGAUACUCUUUUCGAUAACUUUAUAUAUUGUUAUAUUUAUUAUGAUUUUUUAUUACUAGGUACUUCUGGUUAGGUUUUAACGCCCUGUUGUGACUGUAUAAUAUUUUUAUUUUUGAUUUAGUGCCAUUGCAUUUAGAACAACCGAUAUCUUCUUAGAAUAUGACUGAUGUAAAAAUAAUUUGGCAGGAAAUGAUGUAUAUUUUAUCAAAGGUCUAUUUUUUGCACCCAACAAAUACAGAAUAGCUCAAUUCAAGAAAAGUAUCUUGUAAUGUGGAUUUCAUCUUCAAAAUAGUCUUUAUAAAGUGAUUUUUGUAGAUACAUAUUUGCAUGAUUUGUGAACUGAACAUGUUAGUUAGAUUAAUACCGAAAUGAGGUUUUUGAUGUAUAAAAUAAACCAUAAUGUAGUAAGAAA